Phlebotomus papatasi is the source of this 5962-nucleotide messenger RNA. RefSeq names its product cilia- and flagella-associated protein 44. The record is from RefSeq and is a predicted model, not a curated record. Gene Ontology annotation, molecular function: protein binding. NCBI's taxonomy places the organism in Eukaryota, Metazoa, Arthropoda, Insecta, Diptera, Psychodidae. The transcript is spliced from 4 exons. Bases 158 to 5962 code for a protein of 1934 amino acids.
UUUAAAAUUCUGGGACUUCCGGUAUUUCCCUCCAAAACUUAAAAUAAUUCUAAAAUUACUCCUAAAAAAAUUUAAAUAUUCCCUGUAUUGAUGGACAAGCAUUGGAUAACAAACUCCAAUCUCCUUGGUAACAAAUAAAUUUAUUUACCGUGAAAAUAUGGAGCGAAGAGAUCGUGAUUUCAAGAAGAAACGCCUUCUGAGCAAGUUCGAGGCAAUUCGAUCAGAAGAGGAGGAAGUUGUACAAUACCACGAUACAAUAAUCCCAGUUCUCAGUGAAAAUUCUACAAUCCCACGAGAAAUCCUCCAGUUUGACUAUUCUUUCGGCUACAACUGCAAAAAGCUCUCUAAUCUCUGUUUGAUCGAUAAGAAUGUCUUGGUGUUUGCUUCUGGGAAUCUCAUUCACUUCCUGAACACCUCGAAGUUGUCUGUGAAUGUGCGAAUGAGCGAGGGAGGAGUUGGUAUUGGUAGUAUUGCUGUCAAUCCCAAAUACAAUUAUUUAACUGUUGGAGAAAAUGGUCAGGAUUCUGCGAUAUAUCUCUAUGAGUAUCCCAGGAUGACUAUAGUGUCCAAAUUAAUGGGAGGUGGAAGUGCUACAAUAUCAUCACUUGCCUACAGUAGCAAUGGGGAGAUGUUGGCAUCUCAAUCUGGCCUUCCAGAUUUAAUGCUGACCAUUUGGAAUUGGCGUCAGGAGAAAAUUGUCUUACAGCAGAAAUCCUUCAGCAACCUCGUGUUCAAUCUUCAAUUCUCCUCAGUCAGUGACAUGUCCCUGAUUACAUGUGGUGCUGGACACAUUAAAUUCUGGAAGAUGUGUCGAACUUUUACAGGAUUGAAGCUCAAGGGACAACUUGGGAGAUUCGGAAAGACAACAAUUUGUGACAUUUACGGAAUCCUGGCCAUAGAGGAGGAUAAAGUACUGUCGGGAUGCAGUUGGGGGAAUAUUUUGGUGUGGGAGAAAGGAAGGAUUCAGUAUGAAGUGUGCAGGAAAAAUCGAAGACCUUGCCAUUCUGCUCCAAUUAUGCAAAUUCUCUGGCAAAAUGGAGAAGUCUUUACGAUUAGUCUGGAUGGGUAUGUUAAGGUCUGGUACUGGGACACUGUAGAGUCCUCAGCUCCAUGUUCUGAAGAUGAGGCUUUUAUUGAAAUUGAACCUCUCUAUGAGUACUUCAUUGGCCAUGAACACCAUUCAAGUCAAUUGAUAUGCUUGGUGAAGAAAUCCCCUCUGGAUCCCAAGGAUUUCAUGUGGAUGGCUCAGGAUGGCAAUGGAGGUAUCUGGCUGUGCGAUAUCAGUCCAGAACCUUUCCCUAAACCCCCUGUCCAGCUUUUUAAAUGCCACGCAGGAGAGAUUGUAGCUAUUUCUGCUAGUCCUACAACUAGCCACAUUGCCACCCUUGGGAGAGAUGGAAGAUUGCACAUCUACAACUAUGAGAAUCAUCAGUUAAUCCUGCAGCAUCAAUUUAAAUCCCUUGGGGGUGAUAUGAUAUGGAUGCCACUUGAAUGUGAUCCAUCUGGACGUAUUUUGAUCUCAGGCUUUGACGAUGGAGCACUGAGAAUGGUAUUUCUCGAUCUGACCAAUAAAUCUCUUCAUCUCGUUCAGGCAAUCAAAGCCCACAAAGAACCCAUUAAAACCCUCUCCUUAAACCCCACGGAAAAUCUUCUAGCUUCAGGUUCUGUCGAUCAAACUGUAUUCAUCCAUCAGCUGAAGAAAACAAACAAUUUGAUUCAUCUCUAUCCCAUUGGAUUAAUAAAAAUGCCCUCGGUAGUCAAUUCAAUGACCUGGAACCCGAGAAAUACUUCAAAACUCCUCAUUGGCUGCCAAGACAAUGAAGUUCUUCAUGUAAAACUUCCAGAAAGUCCCAAAUUCUUCACAGAAAACACCUUUUUCAUGGCAAAUGUGGAGAUUCAGGAGCUUCAAUGCCUUCCCAAAAAGCAAGAAGUCCAGAGAAUGAAGAGAAUUACAGAAGUAUGGUAUAAAAAAGCAAUCAUGAAGGAAUUUAUUCCGACUUAUGCACCAAAAACAAUUGGGAAAGCACCAUCUGAGGACGAUUCCAUGGAGAAAUUCACUGCAAGCUUUCAGAAGGAGGAAGCUGAGCGAGAGACUAAGGAACUAGAUCCUGGACAAAUUAUUUGGCUGAAGUUCAUAGAGGAGGAUGCCUUUUGGAUUGCAAUGUCUGGGGAUGAGUGUGGUUAUCUCUAUGAGUACAAAUUCGAAGAGGAAUUCAAUCCUGUGAGAUGCAUUACAAUCCCAGAAGCUGAAGAUUUUGAAAUUAAUUCAUACCUUUAUAAAGAUGAUUUGCUGAUUUUUGGCCUAAAUAAUGGAAUGAUUCGCUUGACAAAGAUUCAAGAGGAUAUCCGCUGCUUUUCAGACUUUUGGCAAUUGGUAAUGCAUGGCAAUCAGAAAGGAACAAUCCCUCGUUUAGUCAAUAGUCACGACAGAAAGUAUCUCUUUUCAAUUGGACACGAUGGUAACAUCUUUUCCUAUCGAUGGAAUUCCCUAGGAAAUCCUGAAAACCCCUCUCAAGAAUAUGAAGAAACCUUACUUCCUUCAGACUUUGAGGAGGUCCUAGACAAAGAUUUCUCCCUAACGCUAUCCCUCGAAGAAGAGAAACAAAAGAUAUCCGAUGAGUUGCGUGAGAAAGAGAGUCAAAUAAAGAAACAACAAAUUCGUGAUAUCCUAACAAUCUAUCGUGAAAAAUUUCAAGACAUAAUUGAGAGGAAUUCACAAUUGCCAGAAGACCAGAGAAUUGGCGAAAAUGAUGACCUACAAAUUGAUGAAAGAAUCAAUAAGGCCUUGCAGAAUUCUCUUGAAAAAGAGAUGAAUCUCCUGAAGAGAAAAAUGGCUUUUGACGUUGAAAAAGCCAAAUUGGCCAGCAGCAAAAUGAAGCACUAUUUUAUAGAUCCCUUGGAGACCUAUCCUAUCGAAGUUACAGGUCUCAAUACCGUCAAAAGUGUCAAAUCUUUCAGGGUCCAGAAACUCAAUGAAGAAUACUUUGCCUGCAAAGCUGAUCUGGACAGAAGAAUUCUACUAGAUGUGGAUAGAAUCUCAACCAAAGAACAAAGAUUGUCAAUUGAAUUAAACAAGAAUUUAGGCUUCAGCCAUAAACCAAUUCAGGCUGAAGGGGAAGGUGUUAAAAUGAAUCGAAUUGAGUCAUUUCUCAAGGAUCUAACAGAAACCAAGGGUACAUUUAAUCUUCACAUGAAGAUGAGACGUCUCCUGAAUAAAUAUCAAGAGCGCAAAUCCAGAGAAAUGGACAGAAAACGCGAAUGGGAAACUGUUAAUUCUCAGAAACCUAAUAUCAAUGUCAAUCAUCCAGAUGAUGAAAAAGCUCUGAUCGAUGCUAAAGCCACAAUUGGGGAUUACAAACUUAAGACAGAUCUUAAGCAUUUACCCAUAGAUAAUUCGCACAAUAUGCUUCUGGACAAAUAUGAUGAAAUUUUGAAAAUUCGUGAGGAAAUUUUCCUGAAGAAGAAUGAGUACAAUGAGAAAAUUUUUGGUUUGCGCCAGAGAAAAGCCGAUCUUGUGGCUUCUAUUGGGCGUCAAUCUGAGAAAUUGAAGGAAAUCCAUGAGGAAAUCCCCGAAAAUGAGAGACAAUUUAUUCCAUCGUACAAUAGUAUCAAUGAAAAAGUAGAAUAUCCAGAGAUUUCUCUGAAAAUCUUCGAUCAAGAGGAUGUAACUGGCCUAUCUCGAGAUGAUUCUAUCAGAAAAAAAAUUGUGGAUGAAGAAUCAUCUGUCGCCCUCGAUAUAGAUGGUUUGGAGAGAGAAAUUCUCAAUCAUUCAGAGAAUGGUGAAACAUCUUGUGAAAUUGAAUUAAGAAAAGCCCGAAUGUCUAGAAAACUCUUUGAACAGAAGCAAUUAACUGAAGAUAUUAGUGAAAGAAUCAAUGAUUUCGACGAUUGUCUUUUACAGCUGGAUCAUGAAAGACUCACUGUAGAGUUAGAUGUUAAAUUCCUCGAAAUACAUCUGUUGACACUCAAUGAAGAACUGGAAAUCCUAAGAGAUUUUGAGGAAAAGGAAGUAGCUCUUGUGGAGCACGUUGAUGCUAAAAUGCUGGAAAAUAGUCAACUUCUAGGCACAAUACUGAGUCAUGAGACAAAAUUGGAAACUUUAAAGAAGAAUUUGACUAAAUUGAAGGAUGAGGAAAAGAAUUUUCAUGUUAAAUUUCAAGAAAAUUGCUCAGAAAGUCGUUUCUUCAAGAUUUUCAAAGCAAUUUUCGAUGGAAAACAUGGUUCGGUGGAAUUUCCCCCAUCCCUUCCAGUUGGCUCCGUUGAAACUGGCAGCCAAGAGUGUUCUUUCCGCUAUGAAGAUGACACGAUUGAUGAAUACGACAAGGAAUUGUACCAUUUUGUCUUACAGCUCAGAAGACAAAUGCUGGAAAAUGGUGAGACUCAAUUUUCUGAACAACAGAAGAUCACAGAGACAAAAUGCACACUUGAAAAAUUAACGGACACUAUCAAGGAUGUGCAGAAGGAUUUGGCAGAGAAGCAGGAGAAUCUUUUAAAAUCACGGAGAGAGAAGCAAAAACUUCUGAAUGACGUGAAGACUGUAGUAGUUCUCCGAAUGGAUCAGCUUCAGUAUUUUCGGGAAAGAAGUGGAUUUGAGAGUGUGGAGAAGACUCUGCUUUUCACCAACGAAAACGUGGCCAAGCUCUAUGCUCGAGUAGGGCAAUUGGCUGUUGAAACUGUGGAAGCUAAGAGAAAGCAUCGCGUGAACAUUGUUCAUCUUUCUCGCCUCAAAACUGACUGCCACUGCAUGGAGAGUGAGAUAACGCAACUGAAGAUGGAUAUCAAGAGUACAAUGAUGAAGAAGUUCGGUAUGAUUGUGAAUCUAGAUGAGCUACAGGAAGCAGUCUUGAGACGUUUAGUCUUCGAGAUCCGCCUAAAUAUCGACAGUAUCGCUGAGGAUUUCGACAGGAAGACAGCAGAGCAGAAGAGAAUAUUGUCUGAGAAGAAGAUUGAUUUGAUCCGAGUGAUUCGUGAGGGUACAGAUAAGCUGAACAUACUGACAGUCCUCCAGGAAGAGCAGAAUUUUCUCAAUGAAUUAUUGGCUCAUCAAGAAAAAAUUCGCGAGAAUCGGAAAAUCAAGAGGAAGAUAGACUUCUCUAGAGAUCUUGAAAAAUUGAGAGAAAUUUCGAAGCAACAGAAAAAUCAGAUAGAAUCCCUUCAGAGGGAAAUUCGUACACUUAGCUUAAAGUGCAAACCAUUCGGAUCUCUAGGUAUGGAUACCAUGGAAACUCCUCGGGAUCGCAUUGUGGUUUUUGAUCAAAAGGAAUAUGAGGACUCAAUAUUUGCCAGUGUCAUUGAUUCUGUGCCAAAUAGCGAUCGAGGAGGAUCACCAGACUUCCUACUUUCAAUGGAGAUAGGGACAAUUGUGACAGCUUUCCUUCAGAAGAGCCUGGGAAAGCGCUUUGGGGAGAAGCAUGUAAAGCGAUGCUGCGAAAAUCUCACUAAAUACUUCCUCAAUGUUGCUAAAAACUUUGAUUUCAGUAAAAGUGAAGAGCUCCUACCCUGCAUUGUGCAGGACUUUCACUCCUACCUUCCAGAUGAAUGUCGCUGGUCAAUAUCAGCGGCUGAUAUUGCAAAUGUUUUCGAGAGAAUCAUUACAAAAUUCCGUACUGAAGAAAAUGAUGUUGACUUUAAGGAUGUCAUCUCCGGAAUUGUUGAGAAUUCCGUGGAAAUUGUCACAGUGACUAGAGCUGAAUCCUACACAGACGCUCUUAUUACUGAAAUCUUCAGACAAAUCUGUGUUACAUUGCAAUUGUCUGACUUUACAGACAAAAGUCACAUUAAUCUACUUGUGGAUGCUGUAGCUGCAAUUUCUGAUAUAAACUUACAUCUGGUGAAUAUCCAUAAAAUUGUGCAAGAUGUUGAGGAAUUUGCCACAACAAAUUUAACUGAUGAUAUCGACUCGAAUUUUAUUAAAACUCUUAUUGAAAGUUUUUUGGAAAAACUGCAGAAUAAAUUAGCUUAA